GAGGUCCUAGCGGAGCCAAGGCUAUUGAAUAAUACGUUAAAGGAAAAAAUGGAUGAAGAACCUGAAAGAACUAAGCGAUGGGAAGGAGGCUAUGAAAGGACGUGGGAGAUUCUUAAAGAAGAUGAAUCAGGAUCACUUAAAGCUACUAUAGAAGACAUUCUCUUCAAAGCAAAGAGAAAAAGAGUAUUUGAGCACCAUGGACAAGUUCGACUUGGAAUGAUGCGUCAUCUUUAUGUGGUAGUAGAUGGAUCAAGAACAAUGGAAGACCAAGACUUAAAGCCAAAUAGACUGACUUGUACUUUAAAGUUGUUGGAAUACUUCGUAGAAGAAUAUUUUGAUCAAAAUCCUAUUAGUCAGAUUGGAAUAAUUGUAACAAAGAGUAAAAGAGCUGAAAAACUGACUGAACUCUCAGGAAACCCAAGGAAACAUAUAACAUCUUUGAAGAAGGCUGUAGAUAUGACCUGCCAUGGAGAACCAUCUCUCUAUAACUCCUUAAGCAUGGCUAUGCAAACUCUAAAACACAUGCCUGGACAUACAAGUAGAGAAGUCCUAAUCAUCUUUAGCAGCCUCACAACUUGUGAUCCAUCUAAUAUCUAUGAUCUAAUCAAGACCCUAAAGGCAGCUAAAAUAAGAGUGUCUGUUAUCGGAUUGUCUGCAGAGGUUCGGGUUUGCACUGUACUUGCUCGUGAAACUGGUGGCACAUACCAUGUUAUUCUAGAUGAAAGCCAUUACAAAGAAUUGCUGACACAUCAUGUUAGUCCUCCACCUGCUAGCUCAAGUUCUGAAUGUUCACUUAUUCGCAUGGGAUUUCCUCAGCAUACCAUUGCUUCUCUGUCUGAUCAAGACGCAAAACCCUCUUUCAGCAUGGCGCACUUGGAUAGCAACACUGAGCCAGGACUUACAUUAGGAGGAUACUUCUGCCCACAGUGUCGGGCCAAGUACUGUGAGCUUCCAGUUGAAUGUAAAAUCUGUGGUCUCACUUUGGUGUCUGCUCCACAUUUGGCUCGGUCCUACCAUCAUUUAUUUCCUUUGGAUGCUUUUCAAGAAAUUCCUCUAGAAGAACAUAAUGGAGAAAAAUUUUGUUACGGAUGUCAGGGGGAAUUGAAAGACCAACAUGUCUAUGUUUGUGCUGUGUGCCAAAAUGUUUUCUGUGUGGACUGUGAUGUUUUUGUUCACGACUCUCUUCAUUGUUGUCCUGGCUGUAUUCAUAAAAUUCCAACUUCUUCAAAUAUUUGAUUCUAGCAUAUGGUACACAUUAUACGUGUUAAAAGGACAUUUGCAAUUGUUAAUAAAAUGAAUCUUCAGAAGAAACUCCAGUUAAAAUGUGAAGACCAGUUUGAAAGGAAAAUCUGACUUAAGAAACUUUUUGCUAAGAAAAUGUAGGAUUGGGGCGCCUGGCUUGGUCAUUUGGAAGAGCAUGAGACUCUUGAUCUCAGGGUUAUGAGUUUGAGCACCAUGAUGAAUUGCUUAGAGAUAAAAUAAACUUAAAGGGGCGAAGGGGAGAAAAAGAAAAUGUAGAAUUUUAUUAAAUUUUAAAAUUUGUGUCCUGUCACAGAAGUGCCCAGAAUUCAA
Molecule: messenger RNA, 1572 nt
Organism: Lontra canadensis (Northern American river otter)
Lineage: Eukaryota; Metazoa; Chordata; Mammalia; Carnivora; Mustelidae
Product: general transcription factor IIH subunit 2
Exons: 16
Coding region: 49-1236 (395 amino acids)
Biological process (GO): regulation of transcription by RNA polymerase II; DNA-templated transcription; nucleotide-excision repair
Cellular component (GO): transcription factor TFIIH holo complex; transcription factor TFIIH core complex
Molecular function (GO): zinc ion binding
Source: RefSeq, a predicted model, not a curated record